UCCGGGAACAAAACAUCGGCUGGUUCCACGAGGCUGCAGACCUUCCAAGACGACACACGUCCCAGUUGAGCGGAUUGAUUUACCCGGAGUAUUGGUAAAUACGGUCACGUGGGCGGAAGGACCAAUGGUGAAGAGCCGGGGCCGCCUGCAAAAAUACUACGAUUGUUCUCCGGGAAAGGCGGCGAAUCUUCCACAGUUAAAACAGUGUGUGUAUAUAUAUUUUUUUCAUUUGGGGGGGAGAGGAAAAAAUACUUUAUUUAUUGAUUAUAUUUUUGGAAGGGGAAAAAGAAACACCCAAUAACAACAACAACAACAAGGACCCGUUUGGUUUGCUUUGCUCCUUUCAUGCCUUCCGCCCCGUCCGAUGCCCUGCCACGGAGGGAGCCUCCACAAACAUGUCGUCGAGCGGCACCCUCAGUAACUACUACGUGGAUGCCCUCAUAGGCCACGACAACGGCGAGGAGGUUUAUGGAGGCGGAGGAGGGGGCGGCAAUGGAGGGGGUUCGGCCCGGUUCCUGGCAGGGGGAGCUCCCCACCACCCGCACGCGGCGCCCCAAAGGCCUUCUUCCUCUUCCGCCUCCUCCGCCUCGGACUUCGCCUCCUGCAGCUUCGCGCCCAAGGCUUCCUCCUCUUCCGUCUUCGCCGCCGGGUCCUGGCCGCCCGUUCAUCCUCCUCCUCAUCCUCCUCCGCCUCCGUCGGGGCCCAUGCCGGGGAUUUACCACCCAUACAUGACCCAGCCCCAUUUGGGGGGGCCUGGAGAGAGUGGCGGCAGGUACGUGCGCUCCUGGAUCGAGCCCUUUGCUCCUUUCAAUAGCAGCAACAGCAGCUCUGCAGUAACAGGAGGAGGAGGAGGAGGAAGCAGCAACAGCAAUGGCACUCUCCCGGUCCCCUCCGCCUCGGCGCCCACCCUCCAUCCCUCCAGCGCCCGCCACUAUGGGCUGGUGAAGCCGGAAAGUGGGACCCCCUCCGCCUCUGCCUCCGCCUCGGCCGCCCCUGCUUCUACUUCUCCUCCUCCUCCCCCCGAAAGGACCGAGUGCGCCCCUCCCAGGGAGCCCCAAGGCAUCGCCGCCGGGCCUGGAGACUUCCCCCAGGGCCCCUUCCUGGCCGAGAAGGCAGCCUCCAGCAACGGGGCGCCCCCAAACCCCGCCGCCUCCCACAGCAACGCCAGCAGCCGCAACGCCAGCCCCAGCCGGGACCCGAAGGAGGAGAAGCAGCAGCAGCAGCAACUUGACCCAAAUAACCCCGCGGCCAACUGGAUCCACGCUCGCUCCACGCGGAAAAAGCGCUGCCCUUACACCAAAUUCCAAACGCUGGAACUGGAAAAGGAAUUCCUCUUUAACAUGUACCUCACCCGGGACCGGCGUUACGAAGUGGCUAGGAUUUUAAACCUCACAGAGAGACAGGUCAAAAUCUGGUUUCAGAACCGGAGGAUGAAAAUGAAAAAGAUGAACAAGGAGAAAAACAACAAAGGGGACUGAGCGGCGGGAGUCCACGCGGGAACUGCUUUGGGUGGGGGGUUCGAUGUCUUCUUGAGGGGUUUCUACUCGCACAUAGAGAGAGGGAGGGAGAUGAAUUAUUGUCAACAUGCAUACUUUCCCCCAGAACUUUCCCGAAGAUCCGGUGGCUUUAUUUUUAUUUUAUUUUAAAUAGCAGUGACUGUGGUUUGUGUCAAGUAUUUUUGGGGGCGGUGGGGGGAAAAAGAGGUCCUGGUGUUGCUAGAAAAGGGGUUUCUCAAGGACAUUUCCUUCCUGUUUUGGUUUGAAGAUAUUGUGAGUGCACGUUUAGUGAGGGGAGAAGGCAAAACUUUGUCUAAACAGCAAGUAUUCUGAGAUAUUUCUAGUCGAGGGACAGAAAGAACCAGGAAAGGACUUCCUUCUCCUCCCCAGACACAUUAAAGACAGGCAAGCAAGCAAACCAGGCUGAUAGUAUUAUUGAAUGUGAAAGAAGAGGAAUCGCAAUAGCACGGCUGCCCAGGAUUUCCCAAAUUGAAGGACUGGAAAAGGAAUGAAAGAAAGCAAGGAAAAACAGACUCCCACCUUUUUUCCUUCUGCAUGCUUUGUUUUGCAAGAAAUGGCUUAGGAGAUUAAUAUAUAUAUAUUAUCUGAGUUGUCCCUUCACCCUCGUCCUCUCUUGUACAGAGCUUCUUCCAAUUGCAUUAUAGUUUCCCCAAAUGUUUCGGCUGAGCCAAUGUUUACUAUUUUUCGCCUGCGUCACCUUUGUCUCGUUGUUGUGUUUUCUGUUUUGGGAUGGUUUUUUUAUUUUUAUUUUUUGAGUGGCGGGUGUUCUCCUCCCCCUCUUUCCACGGUUUGAAGUUAUAUAAUAAAAUCAGCCUUUGUUGCAAAAAGGGAAAGCUCCAAAAUUUGGAAGGGAGGGAGGGAAGGAAGGCAAAAAAAAGCAAGCUAAGAAAAUGCGUGUGUCCUUGUUUUGUGUCUCUUUCCUUUCAACUUCUCUCCCCUUUGCAAAACCGAGAAACGCAUUUACCUGUUAAACUACCCUCAAAACGUUGUAGUUGGGCACACUCUUUCAUAAAUGUGAUAUGUAAUGUAGAAGGAAUUAUUUCCAAACCCACGAGAAAUUUGUUGUAUUAAACCGAGCCAAAUCCGGAA
Messenger RNA from Anolis sagrei ordinatus, 2606 nucleotides. RefSeq names its product homeobox D9 (gene HOXD9). NCBI's taxonomy places the organism in Eukaryota, Metazoa, Chordata, Lepidosauria, Squamata, Anolidae. Gene Ontology annotation, cellular component: nucleus. Gene Ontology annotation, molecular function: DNA-binding transcription factor activity, RNA polymerase II-specific; RNA polymerase II cis-regulatory region sequence-specific DNA binding. Gene Ontology annotation, biological process: anterior/posterior pattern specification; embryonic skeletal system morphogenesis; DNA-templated transcription. The record is from RefSeq and is a predicted model, not a curated record.